Diuraphis noxia (Russian wheat aphid) is the source of this 409-nucleotide messenger RNA. RefSeq names its product DNZDHHC/NEW1 zinc finger protein 11 (gene Dnz1). Gene Ontology annotation, molecular function: palmitoyltransferase activity. Lineage: Eukaryota; Metazoa; Arthropoda; Insecta; Hemiptera; Aphididae. The record is from RefSeq and is a predicted model, not a curated record.
UUUCUUUUGCUAUUGACAGUAUCACAUUUGCGAGCAAUGUUUUCUGAUCCUGGAACUGUACCUCUGUCUCAUACUAAUGUUUCAUUAUCAGACUUACGGCAAGUGAAAAGAGAAGAUUGGACUAUGUGUACAAGGUGUGAAGCAUACCGACCACCCAGAGCUCAUCACUGUCGAAUUUGUAAGCGCUGCAUUAGACGAAUGGAUCAUCAUUGUCCAUGGAUUAACAAUUGUGUUGGGGAAAAAAAUCAAAAGUAUUUUGUCCAAUUUCUUUUUUUUGUUUGUAUUAUUUCUGCAUAUACUAUCAUGUUAGUUAUAAUGUCAUGGGUGCGUGAAUGCCGUCAGUGUAAACUGUAUGAUAUGGAUACAAGACAAACACAAGUGUAAGUUUUUUUUUAUAAUUGAUAUAAAU